CCAAAACGAAAGACAGUGAGACGAGGUUGUCUAAGGAGCCUCGAUGAGGCUACCAAAUACCAAUUGAGCACCUCCAGGCACUCAAUUACACUCUCUUACUUGCUCGCCAUUAACUAAAACGGACCCGGACAACACCCGAACCGUUUGCCGAGAUGGCACCCACGGACAAGGACGCCGAGCCGCGAGUGACCGUCGGAUCGCAACUAAGAGCAUGGGGCACCUCCGCCAUACCCCCCAUGACGCUGACGACGCUCAUCAUCGCGCUGCACGCGCGCCCGCUGCAGCCGCUGCCGCUGCUCUUCCCGCCGCUGCUCGUCUUCAGCAGCUACCUGACCCUGGCCGGGUUCCAGACGGACGGCGCGGGCAUGACGGCGGCCUGGUCCGGGGUCUACGCCCUGCUCGCCGCGCGCCGCCGCCCCGCCUCGCUGCGCAGCCGCUUCUCCCUCCGCGGCGUCGUCCGCGGCGCCGCCGUGGGCCUGGGCGUCGCCAACACCGUCGCGGGGCUCUACACGUAUGCCACCGGCGACAGGAAGAAGGAGGAGGAGGAGAGGAGGGAGCUGAACCGGUGGGGUGUGUAUAAGGAUUAAUUAACGGAGUUCAUCGCUCGCUAGAGCACGCUGAGGGAGGCGGAUAAGCUGGGAGGAUGCGAUACCUAUUGAAGUGGUGUAGUCUUGAGGUUACGGGCGGAAAGAAAAAGGAAAAAAAAAAAAGGGGGGG
Molecule: messenger RNA, 717 nt
Organism: Thermothelomyces thermophilus ATCC 42464
Lineage: Eukaryota; Fungi; Ascomycota; Sordariomycetes; Sordariales; Chaetomiaceae
Exons: 2
Coding region: 153-587 (144 amino acids)
Source: RefSeq, a predicted model, not a curated record